AUGGAAACCAGAAGGAAGCCCCAGCUCCUCAUGAGCCUGAUAGUUCUCAGCGUGCUCUUCUCACAAACGUCGGCCUGGCCUCUCUUUGAAGCACCUUCUCUGAGUGACAGGAUACCGUUUGAAGGAGCCAAUGAACUUGAUCGAGUUUCAUUAAAACCAGACACUGACAUCUUGCAAAAUGCAUUUGCUGAAAAUGGUGUAUCCUUUCUUCCUUGUUUUAGGAAUGCCAGACAUGCUGAUGGGGUUUUCACCAGUGACUUUAGUAGACUCUUGGGUCAACUUUCUGCCAAAAAAUACCUUGAGUCCCUUAUUGGAAAACGAGUUGGCAAUAACAUCUCUGACGACCAGGGACCAAUCAAACGCCACUCGGAUGCAGUCUUCACUGACAACUAUACCCGCCUGCGAAAACAAAUGGCUGUAAAGAAAUACUUGAACUCAAUUCUAAAUGGAAAGAGAAGCGCUGACGGAGAAUCUCCUGAUUUUCUUGAAGAGUUAGAAAAAUGA
This is a messenger RNA of Pteropus alecto (black flying fox), 504 nucleotides long. It is a transcript of the gene VIP, whose product is annotated as vasoactive intestinal peptide. The coding region runs from base 1 to 504 and encodes 167 amino acids. Lineage: Eukaryota; Metazoa; Chordata; Mammalia; Chiroptera; Pteropodidae. Gene Ontology annotation, cellular component: neuron projection; extracellular region; perikaryon. The transcript has 5 exons. Gene Ontology annotation, biological process: learning or memory; phospholipase C-activating G protein-coupled receptor signaling pathway; regulation of sensory perception of pain. The record is from RefSeq and is a predicted model, not a curated record. Gene Ontology annotation, molecular function: neuropeptide hormone activity; peptide hormone receptor binding.